AUGAAUCAAAGCAGUGAAGGAUGUAUGAAAAAGAUUAGCAAUGUGAAUAUUGACAAACUUAUAAAUGACUUCUCACAGAUAGAAAAGAGGAUGAUAGAAAACAGUGGAAAGAACAAUAUACUGGAUAUGCAGUUGGAAAAAGCUAACUCUUUAUUGAAAGUAAUGCAAACAAAGGAGGUUGCAAUUAAAGAAGGUGAAAAUGAACAGCUAAAAAGAAAUGCUGAUCUUAUGAAAGAAAAGUUAAAAACUCAUGAACAGGAAUAUAAGAAUAGUAUUGCCAAACUUAUGAGUGAAAUGAAAAUCAAGGAGGAGGGACAUAAGGCAGAAAUAACAAAACUUUAUCAAGAUAUGCAGAAAAAAGUUGAAUUAAGUGAAGAAAAGAAUAAAGAACUGAUAGAGAAAAAGGAGGUGGAAAUUUCAGAGUUAAAUGCAAAGUUAAGAACUCAAGAAAAGGAAAAACAAAGUGAAAUAAUCAAACUACAGCUAGAGUUUGAUGCCAAACUAGCAAGAGUUCAAACUAAAUCAAAAUCAUAUCCAGAUUCUACUGUUUCGCCACACAGUAUCUACAGAAGGAAGCUUCAGCAUCUUCAAGAAGAAAAAAACAAGGAGAUUGCAGUUCUUCGUAAUACCAUUCACGAUUUAGAGCAACGCCUCUCUGUUAGCAAAGAUUCUCAAUUUAAACUUGCUGGCAAAGAUUCUUAUUUUAAGCGUAGACGGUUUUGA
Mesoplodon densirostris (Blainville's beaked whale) is the source of this 723-nucleotide messenger RNA. RefSeq names its product coiled-coil domain containing 152 (gene CCDC152). The record is from RefSeq and is a predicted model, not a curated record. The coding region runs from base 1 to 723 and encodes 240 amino acids. NCBI's taxonomy places the organism in Eukaryota, Metazoa, Chordata, Mammalia, Artiodactyla, Ziphiidae. The transcript has 7 exons.